UAAAGGGAAAGCAAGGUUGUGGAAGAAGAUGAGGAGUAUAUGCCCAAUAUCAGGAUGAACGCGCUGAUGACGAUGACGACGAUGGUGAGGAGGAACAUUUGGGGAAAAAAUCUUCUGGGACUCGUAAAAAAAAGGGAAAAAGUAAAGGCUCAAAAAGUAAGAAAGUUGCUGGUCAAAUGAGUUUGAGUGGCUUGGAUUAUGUUGAAGAUGAUGAUGAAUUAAUGAAGGCAAUUGCACUCUCAUUGCAAGAUUCUGCUGGAGCUUCAUGUCUAACACAUAAUGAAAGAAAGAAAAAUGCAGAAGAUACAGGAAGGCAGAAGAGAAAAAAAUCGCAGUUUACCAGCCGGGUACAGAUGACUGAAGAUGAAUUGGUCAUACACUUCUAUCAGUUUGAUGAAUCUGGAAAAGGGGGCAUAACUGUAAGAGAUUUACAAAAGAUAGCAUUGGCACAUGAUUUUAUGUGGACAGAUGAGGAGUUGGCUGAUAUGAUCCGUUGCUUUGAUGGUGAUGGAGAUGGGAUGUUAAAUCUUGACGACUUUCGGAAGAUUAUAAGUCGAUGUAACAUGUUAAGAGGAUCUGACACUUCUUGAUGUCCAAAUUUAGCUUUUCGUGUAGUUUUCUGGUGAUGGAAAUUCACAAGAGCUUAUACCAGUGAGUUGCUGCAACUGAAACAUAUUUCUUGCAGGCUUAUAAUGGAAGUGAAGAUCAAUGGAUUUAUUCAAAAAUCAAAUUUGGUAAAAUGGUUUUUCAGAAGGUUGAGAUGCGGAGAAAUCUGAAAUGCUUGAUCUAUGUUUCAAUGAUUGUCUAACUUUUUUCGCCAGAUGAAGUCCAAUGAUUCUUGGUUGUGCGAAAGCACUUUGAUGUCCUGAAUUUAGACGUUAAAUUAAUGCAUCAAAAUUCAUGAUCAA
Messenger RNA from Carica papaya (papaya), 908 nucleotides. RefSeq lists its product as uncharacterized. Gene Ontology annotation, molecular function: calcium ion binding. NCBI's taxonomy places the organism in Eukaryota, Viridiplantae, Streptophyta, Magnoliopsida, Brassicales, Caricaceae. The record is from RefSeq and is a predicted model, not a curated record.